AUGAGCAACCAGCCGAUGACAACGACGCCGACGACGCCGCCUCCGAGGCCGGGCACGGCGAUGGUGCACGGACCGCCGCCCCCGCCACCGCCGCCGCCCCCGCCUUCUGCCAGUGGAGACCUGUGCUGUGACUCAAGAGUGAAUAACCAGAUCCAGCAUGCUGAAACUAAGUUUGUUAGAUCUAUACUGAGGCGAACAAAACAAGGGGACGAGCCGCCGCUAGCAGCCGGGUUUGCAAAUUGGGACACGGUGUGGGGCUGGGAUGGCGGUGUAGGUACAAGGUGUCGGCACCCCCCACCAGCCGGCGGCGGCGGCAGCGGUUCAAGGCCGCGCGCGACCGGCCAGCCAUUGUCUGCGGCUGCCCCCGGCUCUGGCCUUAUCCAGAGCGCGGCUGCUGCUGCUGCUGCUGCUGCCGGCGAGAAAAACGAGCCGCGGGCAGCGGCCGCCACUUCCAUUUGCAGAAACACGGGACUCUGCAGAGGCUGCGGCGCGCAUCGGCGAUGA
Messenger RNA from Schistocerca americana (American grasshopper), 504 nucleotides. Its product is annotated as homeobox protein engrailed-1-like. The coding region runs from base 1 to 504 and encodes 167 amino acids. The record is from RefSeq and is a predicted model, not a curated record. NCBI's taxonomy places the organism in Eukaryota, Metazoa, Arthropoda, Insecta, Orthoptera, Acrididae. The transcript has 3 exons.